UCGGGUUACGCUCGAAUCUGAGAUUACAACAAAACACAAACCCGAACUCGAUCCGAACACAUGUUAGGUCGGAAUGAGUUUAACCCGAAUUCGACAGGUUUUUUUUUAAAAAGUGGUUUUUUGGGCUCGAAUUGGGCAGGUUGUUCAGAUUUUCAGGUUUUUCGGUCAAAUGUUCAGAGUAAUGAAUUCAGUUUUUGAUAUUUUUCUUAGAAAAAAACACUGUUGCCAAAAAAAAAAUCAUACCGAACGACGUAGUUUUGGGAUGUGGUUCUAAACCCUAAGCCCCUUCGCCUCUCGUUGUCUCACAGUUUCUCCAACGUGAGUCGUCGCCUCUCCGCCGGAGCCACGCGAUUUGUCGCUUCACGUUGAGUUGGUGGAGAAGUUUGUAUAGGAGUUUGUCAGUGGAGAAGAAAAUAGUGAAGAAUGAGCAAGCAUAGACUAUCACCCGACCCCAUAGCAGUGCUGAGAGGUCACCGCGCCUCUGUUAUGGACAUUUGUUUCCAUCCAUCUAAACCUAUCUUAUUCACUGGCUCUGCAGAUGGUGAGUUGAGGAUUUGGGAUACAUCGCAGCAUCGAACAAUUUCAUCGGCAUGGGUUCACAGUGCCGCUCAUGGAGUUGUUUCUGUUGCUAGCAGUUAUUUGGUUGGAACCAACAAAGUUAUCAGCCAGGGAAGGGAUGGAACUGUUAAGUGUUGGGAUUUAGAAGAUGGAGGUCUAUCCAGGAGCCCAUUGCUUACUAUCAAGACAAACGCUUACCACUUUUGUAAGCUUUCACUGGUGAAGAAACCUUAUGCUUGUUCCAAGCAGCUUCUGGAGGAUACUCGAGAGCAGGGUCAAGAAAAUCUGACAAAUCAUUCUGGAGAUUCGCACAUUGAAGAACCUAAAUAUGUGACUAUUGCAGGGGAGCAGUCUUCUGAGGUUGAGAUUUGGGAUCUAAAUACUGCAGAAAGAAUUAUGCGUCUACCUGAAAACUGUGUUGGUGGCUCACCAAAAUUUUCCACCAAAGAAAGAGGAAUGUGCAUGGCUAUUCAAGCAUUUAUUCCAUCUGAAUCACAAGGAGCUAUAAAUGUCCUAGUUGGUUAUGAGGAUGGUUCAAUGCUUUGGUGGGAUAUAAGAAAUUCCGGGGUUCCAUUGACGUCUGUCAAGUUUCAUUCAGAGCCAGUUCUAAGUCUAUGCAUUGAUGGGUCAUGCAAUGGUGGUAUCUCUGGAUCUGCAGAUGACAAAAUUCUAAUGUAUAGUUUGGAUCAUUCAAUGGGCACUUGUGUGGUGAAGAAAGAAAUUAAUUUGGAACGACCAGGCAUUUCUGGUAUCUCCAUUCGGCCAGAUGGAAAAAUUGCUGCGACCGCUGGCUGGGAUCACAGGGUGCGGAUUUAUAACUAUCGGAAAGGAAAUGCUUUAGCCAUAUUGAAGUAUCACCAUAAGACGUGUAAUGCGGUCUCAUACUCUAACGAUUCUAAGCUAAUGGCUUCUGCAUCAGAAGACACGACUGUUGCCCUUUGGGAGCUCUAUCCACCACAAACCUGAAAAUAAUGAUGUUGUUGAUUAUAUUUUACAUAGUUGUAAAUAUUGGUGAUAUACUGCCAACUCUAGCUCUUCUAAAUGUAACUUGUUUUGAAAUUUUAAUGCUUAUCAUUUUCUCACUUAGGGUGUAUUAGAAAACAAUUGUGUAAUUACUAGAGUGGCAAUUACAUUUUUGAGUAAUUACACUAUAUUUUAAUACAAGGUGUAUUUGGAUGUAA
Molecule: messenger RNA, 1739 nt
Organism: Humulus lupulus (European hop)
Lineage: Eukaryota; Viridiplantae; Streptophyta; Magnoliopsida; Rosales; Cannabaceae
Product: protein DECREASED SIZE EXCLUSION LIMIT 1
Exons: 14
Coding region: 424-1524 (366 amino acids)
Molecular function (GO): protein binding
Source: RefSeq, a predicted model, not a curated record